UUUCGGCAUUCUUUUUUUUAACGUGCUGCUGUACUGAUUACACGUGUUUUUCGAAGCCAUUCAUAGUUUUCUACUUAAAAAAGUAUUAAUUAACAUAAAAUAAUUGCAUAAAAUAUGGCCGAUGUUGUAGAGAAAACCGCCGAACAGGUUGAGGAAGUUACCAAAGAAACUCCCGUCGAAGAAAAGAAGGCCGAAGAAGAGACAACCGUCGUCGUCAAAGAAGCCGCCACCACCGAAGAAAAUGGCUCAGAUGUUGAAAAGAAAAUCAUACAGCAAGUAGAAUACUAUUUUGGUGAUGCUAAUUUGAAUCGUGACAAAUUCCUUUUGGAACAAGUCGGCAAAGAUGAAGAAGGUUGGGUACCCAUUAGUGUGCUCUUAACUUUCAAACGUUUGGCCGCCCUCAGCACAGAUUCUAAUGUCAUUGCCGAUGCCAUGAUGAAGUCUGACAAUGGUUUGGUUGAGGUCAGUGAUGAUAAAUUGAAAAUUAGACGUCAUCCCGAAAAGCCCAUUCCUGAACAUAAUGAGGAGAGACGUAAGGAAAUUAUGUCACGUACUGCUUAUGUUAAGGGUUUCCCCUUGGAUGCUGAUAUCGAUACAUUGUUGAAAUUCUUUGCCGACUUCGAGAAGGUCUCCCAUGUCAAUAUGCGUAAAUAUUUGGAUAAACCCUCGAAAACUUAUAAAUUCAAGGGCAGCGUUUUCGUUACAUUCGAUACUAAAGAACAAGCUGAAAAAUUCAUUGAGGAAGCUAAGCCUGAAUUCAAAAAUAACAAAUUGAUCUGCAAAUGGCAAGAAAAGUAUUUGGAAGAGAAACGUGAAGAACAAAAAUCCAAAUCCAACAAAAAGAAGGAAAAGAAAGAAAAGGAAGAGGAAAGUGCAUUUGUUUUGCCAAAACGUUCCGUUUUAUACUUUGAGGGUGCCAAUGAAGAUGUAACCAGAGAAGUUAUACGCGAGGCUGUUGAAAAAGUCUCGACAGAUUAUGAUAUCGCCUACAUUGACUUUAGCAAAGGUGAGAAAGUAGGACAUGUACGUUUUACCGAAGAAGAUACAGCUGAAAAAUUCCUGGAAAAAUUGGAAGAGAAAAAGCUUAAACUUAAGGAUGAUUUAUCUCUCGAAGUCCGCACCUUGACUGAAGAAGAAGAAAAAGCUUUCUUGGCUAAGGCUGUUGAAAAUAUGAAAAAUCGUCGCAAUCAUUUCAAUCAAAAGAAGGGUGGUCAUCACCAUCAUCAUCAUGGCCGUAAACGUCGUGGUGGCAAUAAUGAUCGUAAUGAUGAAAAGAAAGCCAAAUCUGAUGAUUAAAUUUCAUGUUCAUACAAUCUUACCCACCAAAA
Lucilia cuprina (Australian sheep blowfly) is the source of this 1328-nucleotide messenger RNA. RefSeq names its product la protein homolog (gene La). Gene Ontology annotation, molecular function: RNA binding. Gene Ontology annotation, cellular component: nucleus; cytoplasmic stress granule; ribonucleoprotein complex. Lineage: Eukaryota; Metazoa; Arthropoda; Insecta; Diptera; Calliphoridae. The record is from RefSeq and is a predicted model, not a curated record. The transcript is spliced from 3 exons. The coding region runs from base 115 to 1296 and encodes 393 amino acids. Gene Ontology annotation, biological process: positive regulation of translation; RNA processing.